UCUAUGUUGCUUUGUAAAUUGUUAUGCAAGCUCAUUGUGACAAUGCAAUAACGAAUUUAACGUAAAGCACCGACCCUCGUAUCGGCUGCAUGCGUCAGCUGCGUGAACCUUGUCACCCCUUCUCUCGCCCCGCUUCCCGGCUUCCCGCAUGCCGAUGACUACGGCGCGGCGCGGGUAUCGCAAGCGCACUCGCCUGCGAGAGCUGAGUCGUGCAAGGCUGUCAGUGUCUGCCGCACGGCGGGACCACGUGAACGGAUGAGCGAAGCGAAGGACGAUUGACCGACCGGCCGACUUAACGGAACGACGGAGAGGACCGAGCGAGCUUCAAAACACGCAAUCGAAAGUCGCUCGACGGCAACCAACGGCGCGACGACUGGAAUUUUCACCGAGCCGCGCCGAGUUUCACUUCUAACCUGAAUUCGACGUGGCGUGUGCGGAGAUCGUUCAUGUGCCUGUCUCAAUAUACGUCAAACGAGCCAUCGGCGAACGCUACGCGACGACGAGGGUGAUUACAUAAACUUAGGCGGAAGGAGAGAGCGUCGAGGACUCGUUGGACAAUUCGACAGGAUGUGGCCGAAAGAUGUUGGUAUCCGGGCGCUGGAGGUGUACUUCCCGGCGCAGUAUGUGGAACAGAAGGAGCUGGAGGAGUACGACGGCGUUUCGUCCGGCAAGUACACGAUCGGCCUGGGCCAGACGCGGAUGGGCUUCUGCAAUGACCUGGAGGACAUCAACUCGCUGUGUCUGACCGUGACGCAUCGGCUGCUGGAGCGGCACGAUAUCAGUCCGCGGGACAUCGGCAGACUGGAGGUCGGCACCGAGACUAUACUCGACAAGAGUAAGUCAGUCAAGUCCGUGCUAAUGCAACUGUUCGAGUCGUGCGAGUGCACCGACAUCGAGGGCAUCGACACCACGAACGCCUGCUACGGCGGCACCGCCGCACUCUUCAACGCCAUCGCGUGGGUGGAGAGCAGCUACUGGGACGGCAGGUACGCCCUGGUCGUGGCGGCUGAUAACGCGGUGUACGCUGCGGGUAGCGCCAGGCCGACCGGCGGCGCGGGCGCGAUAGCCAUACUCGUAGGUCCGGACGCGCCUCUGGUGUUUGACCGCGGCCUCCGCGCGAACUGCAUGCGGCACGCGUACGACUUCUACAAGCCGGAUCUGCGUUCCGAAUAUCCCGUGGUCGAAGGCAAGGUGUCGAUCGAGUGCUAUCUGAGUGCUCUGGACAGCUGUUAUCAGCUGUACCGCGAUAAGGUUAAGAAGCAACGUCCCGAUGAGGAUGUUACGUUGGCCAGCUUCGACGCGAUUCUCUUCCAUUCACCGUACUGCAAACUCGUGCAGAAAUCAUUCGCCCGGCUGGCCUUCAUCGAUUUCCUCAACACGCCGGUGCCUCAGAUUUCUGCCAAGUACGAUCCCGUGAAGAAGUUCCACGCUUCCAAGCUCGAGCAGACCUACUUCGACAGGGAUAUCGAGAAGGGCUUCAUAGAACUGAGCAAAGCGGACUUCCAGCAGAAGACUCAGCCGAGUCUGUUGUUAGCGAGCCAAGUUGGAAAUAUGUAUACACCGUCGGUGUACUCCGGUUUAGUAUCGUUCCUCAUAUCGAAACCGAUAAGCGAACUGAUCGGCAACAAGAUAUGCGUAUUUUCCUACGGCUCGGGCUUCUGCUCCAGCAUGUACUCGAUAACGGUGGCGAGAGAGGGUUCCGGCUUGACGAAAAUCGUCGACGCUCUUUCUUACGUCAAAAAGGAAUUGGCGGAACGUCAUUGCGUCUCUCCCGUGGAGUAUACGAAAAUAUUAGCGUUGAGGGAACAAAAUUGUCACGUUGUGCCAUACGUUCCGCAGAGUAGUACGGAUAAUAUGUUCCCGGGAACAUAUUUCUUAGUGAAGGUGGAUGAAAAGUACAGAAGGAGUUACAAAAGAACAUGAGGUCGAGGUAUUCGAUUCCGAGGUUUAGGUAAUUUUUAGUUAAUUUCCUUCUACAAAGGCUCGAAGAUUUACACGAUCAAGUUCUUGUUAACAGCAAUUGUAUAAUAUUGUAGCGUUAUUUAUUGCAUCAAAUGCUGAACGAGAUAUCGAAAAUUCCUUUCACUUGGGUCUUCCUGAUUAUAUUUCUCUUAUUGUAAUUUUAAUAUAAUUUUUUGAUCGCAUUAAAUGUCGCGAAUUGUUCGACAGGAUUUUCCAAUCAUACUAAUAGUAAUUGAUUACAAUUCUGUAAGAAAUAUAAAUAUAACAUAGUCUAUAUCGUUGCGCAACAAAUAUCAAUCAUUGUUAGGAAUCUCAGGCUCUGAUGUUAUUGUAAUAGAAAAUAUUUUGGUGAACCAAAUGGAAAAGAGCUAUUCGUACUGAUAGCCUUUUCGCUGAUUUUUGCAGUAACUUACGUAACAAUAACGCAUCACCGUUCCUUUUAUCAAUUACAAAUUGCCGUUUCUCGCGUCAAUUACAAAUUGUUUCAGAUACAUUUAUAAUUCAUCCUUAUUAUCAUUGUUGUAGCCUGUUGGUACUUGCAUUAAUCUAAUGAUGGCAUGUUUAAAUUGACAUAAAAACAGCAUGAGAAAAGUGCCUUACGUAUACACUGUUCUUACAAAACGGAAAGUUUAGACAAUUUUAUAUAUUCAUACUAUACAUAUAUAUCUCGUUUAAUAUGCGAUAAAAGAAAUAAAUUAACAUAGCGAUUAAAGUAGGAUGGGAAAAAAUUGUUGUUUUACUUUUAAUCGGUACGCUUGCCAAUCCCAGAGUUAAACUCAUUUAUCUGCGUGUAUAUCAUGUGAAAAUUUAUGCAAAAAAUUUUUUUAUAUCUGUGGUAUACAAGAAUUAUCUCAAUUAUCUGAAUUUGAAUUAAAAGUGAAGAAUUAAGAAAUAUCUUCUCUACCUCGUUUUAUCAUUUUUUUUUACGUUUAUUAUAAGUCCGCAAUAUAAAAUAUUAUUUCAUAUUUGCAAGAAAAAUCAAACGAAUAUUUUUAGUCCUGCAUACUGAGGAUUUACAUGGUUUAUAGCAUUAUUUACUGGAUUGUUAUUUAUAUAUGUAUAUGCUAAUCAUAUACAAAAUGUUUAUUUACAUUAAAAUAAAUCAUUAUCUUAUUAGCGUAUCGGAUGAAUAACGAUACAAUCACCCCGAAUGCAAUAUAGGAAUUGAAUCCAUAAGGUUGAUAUAUUUAAUAUAAAUAAUAUAUAUGUAUAAAUAAAUUGAUUCUAUAUUCGUAAAUAAUCAUUAGAAAUCGAUGAUUAACCUCUGCUCACUGUGAUAAACGACUUUACUAUUCAGCUUAUUAAACUAUCAGUUAUAAAGUAAAGUAAAUAAUUUUUUUAAUCAAUCAAUGUUUAUUAUUGUGUGAAAAAAAAUUGAAGUUAAUAAAUAUUGAUUGAUCGGUAGCAAAAUUUAUGUCUGAGAUUUGUAACGAGUGAAAAAAGACGCUUUAUUUAUAAUAAAUUAAAAUCUCAACAUGUACAAUAUUAUACAGUAUGUUUUAUACGUAUCAAAUGCAAUAUAUAUUAGAUCCGCCAUUAAUUAACGAAGCUAUUAUAUUACACACCAUGUAUUUUAGAGAAAAUAUAUUUUCCAGUUGCCUAUAUGUGUGGGAUACAAUAAAUAUUUUUAAUUA
Messenger RNA from Linepithema humile (Argentine ant), 3596 nucleotides. RefSeq names its product hydroxymethylglutaryl-CoA synthase (gene Hmgs). Gene Ontology annotation, molecular function: hydroxymethylglutaryl-CoA synthase activity. Gene Ontology annotation, biological process: acetyl-CoA metabolic process. NCBI's taxonomy places the organism in Eukaryota, Metazoa, Arthropoda, Insecta, Hymenoptera, Formicidae. The record is from RefSeq and is a predicted model, not a curated record.